Botrytis cinerea B05.10 is the source of this 1534-nucleotide messenger RNA. RefSeq names its product Bcipt1 (gene Bcipt1). Gene Ontology annotation, biological process: inositol phosphoceramide metabolic process; sphingolipid biosynthetic process. The transcript has 3 exons. Gene Ontology annotation, molecular function: inositol phosphoceramide synthase activity. Bases 111 to 1289 code for a protein of 392 amino acids. The record is from RefSeq and is a predicted model, not a curated record. NCBI's taxonomy places the organism in Eukaryota, Fungi, Ascomycota, Leotiomycetes, Helotiales, Sclerotiniaceae. Gene Ontology annotation, cellular component: inositol phosphoceramide synthase complex.
GGUCUAAAGUACUUCCUUAAUUGCAUUUCUUUUUUAUCUUCAUUUCAAUCCCUAUCUUCUCUUUUCAUUCUCUAUACAUCUUCAUUUUCGAUACCUGCUCCCUAUUAAUCAUGGCGGGUGUCGUUGGCGCCGUUGGGCGUUUUUUCCUUCAUAUAUACCGAACUCUACUCAACAGACAUUCAUUUUUUGGUUUACUUAGACAUAUUUUAAUCAACAUGACUUUCAUUCUCAUUUGGAUCACUACUUUCAAAAAUGCAUGGCGAAUCGAUUCCUCAAUCCGGCCAUUGAUUGAUGUUAAUUACCUCGAAGCAUUGGAUAGAAGAGUUUUUGGAUUUUCAAUGUUCGGUCUUGCAUCACAAUUUACCUGUUCGGUAAUUGGAAUACUUUGGAUGUAUACACUUACACGAAAGAAGAUAUCGAUAAUAGCUGGAUUACCUCCCCUUCUCCUCAAUAUCCUCUACGCACUUUCCCACAACCUCUCCGAACCCCUUGAUGUUUUCGCUUGGCUCUCAUAUGGUGUUAUCCACUUCAUCUCUCCCUUUUUCGCCGCAUUCUGGCUCUGGCUAUUUGCACCUCCCGGAGUUGUGUCAAUGUUCGCAUGGUCCUUUGGUAUUCAAAACUGCCUAGGAAUAAUGACCCAUCUUUCCUUCCCCUCAGCCGCUCCUUGGUAUGGCGAUCAAUACGGCUAUCCUCUCCCCCCUGGAAACUACAGCAUGCCUGGUUCUGCAGCUGGCCUCGUGCGCGUCGACAAAGUUCUCGGAACCCACAUCUACGCCAAUGCAUUCAAAGCUUCUCCCUUAGUUUUUGGCGCAUUCCCUUCCUUGCACGGAGCAUUCAGCUGCUGCUGUUUCUUCUUCGUAGGCCGCUACUCCAGAAAAGGAACCUUCAUACUCGGUUUCUACGUCUUAUGGCAAUGGUUUUCGACAAUGUAUUUGCGUCACCAUUGGCGGAUAGAUCUCUUAGGUGGACUCGCUUAUAGUGCAUUUGCUUUUUCGCUUUUCUACCGCAGUUUGCAGAAAAUCGAUAGGGCGUAUGCCACGGGAGUUAGUGGGGGCAAUGGCUGGCAAAGACUUUGGGAGGGAACCAGGUUGCAGUAUUGGUUCGAUAGGAGACCUGCGCAGCAAGGUUAUGAGGUGCUCUUGGAAGACCAGGAAUAUAAUAAAGAAGCAAGGGGAGAGGAUAGAGAAAUCGACAGUCUGGGAUCAUCGCGAGAAGAUUUGGAGGGUGCGUGGGUGAGGGAUGAGGGGGUUACCUGGACGGUUAGAGAUACGGAGAGGAGGUCGAGGUAGGCUGGGGUGGAAUAUUAUCUGGAAGAGAUGAUACUUCCGUAUAGUGAAUUGCAUGGUAAAGAAGAAUUACAAGAGAUGAAAGAAAAGCAUCCACAUAUGCAUGCAGGGCGUUGGAAACGGGAAUUGGAAUUUAAUACCUAGGCACAUAAAGGUUCUGUAUAUAAAUGAUACGAAUCCUGAGUACAUAGAACGAGUAUCAGACGAAUAUACGAGAGAACACCAACAGGAAGGAGUAUAUAAAUACA